Biomphalaria glabrata is the source of this 2130-nucleotide messenger RNA. Its product is annotated as mediator of RNA polymerase II transcription subunit 8-like. The coding region runs from base 312 to 1085 and encodes 257 amino acids. The transcript is spliced from 9 exons. Gene Ontology annotation, cellular component: mediator complex; core mediator complex. The record is from RefSeq and is a predicted model, not a curated record. Gene Ontology annotation, molecular function: transcription coregulator activity; RNA polymerase II cis-regulatory region sequence-specific DNA binding. Gene Ontology annotation, biological process: regulation of transcription by RNA polymerase II. NCBI's taxonomy places the organism in Eukaryota, Metazoa, Mollusca, Gastropoda, Planorbidae.
GGUUCAAACCCUGCCCGCUCCCAUCCCCCGUCGUCCUGCGGGAGGUUUGGACUAGGAAGUAAUUAUCUUCAACUCUGAAGGAACAUCCGAAACAUGUAAAACAAACAAACAAAAUUGGCCUAAAUAAGUUUCAACUUAACCAGAUACAUAAAACCUUUGACAGAUGGUUCGGAAGGGUUGGCUUAUGGAUCCUAUAGUUUGUUGUACUGAGAUCUAGAUUAGUUGAUCUUCACUGACUACACUUACAGUUAUAUGCUCAGAGCAUUCAGAUCAAGAUAGACUUCAAUAAAUUGUCACCCCAGACAAAGAAGAUGCAAGCGCCACAAUCUAAAGAAGAAAAGCAACUGGAAACUUCUCUUGAUGAUUUACUUCAGAGAGUGAGAGAACUAAAGCAAGGCAUAUCAAGCUUUAUCUACAAACUAGAAAAUGAUUAUCAAAAUAUAUCUUGGCCAAAUAUGAUGGAACAUUUUGGAGUUUUGUCAUCUGGUUUAAGUACAACAAAGCGACUGUUAAAAGCUGAAAAAAUGCCACUUCUAAGGAAUUAUGUUUUAUUUCCUAUUCUUCUAUCUCCAGACAGAGAUCCCCAUUUAGAGAAACUUACGGAAGGCAGAGUUCUUGCUUUUAACCAUGAAGUUGUACCAGACUAUUUACGAACAAAGCCAGAACCAGAGGUUGAAGAGAAAGUUCAGUUACUCAGUGUGAAAGCAUCAUCUAUUACUCCUGAAGUAGCCCAGAAACAAUUGACAGCAUUGAACAAAAUAACUAGCAAUAUACUGGACAUUAUCAAUGCCUCAAGUGAUGAAUGGGACAAAGAUUCAAAUCAAAAAAAUGUUGUACCAUCCACCUCCUCACCACAAGAUACACUCACUCUCAUUUCGGCUAUAACUAAGGGGUCAAAAUUACGUCGUCCUGAUCCCACAUCAAUGCAGCAAUGCCCUCCUAUGGGACCAACUCAACAGCAACAAAUGCAGCAACAGCAACAACUCCAGCCUCAAAAGCCAAUGCCUGUUGUAGGAAGAGUGCCAAGUACAAUCAAGACCAAUAUAAAAGCAGCAGCAACAUCUCAUCCAUAUCAAAGACCUUGAAAAUUAAUCUUUUUUAUUUUCUAUGUACAUUAAAUAGAUUCUAGAUUCAUUCCUAUUUAAAAUGUCUUAGCAUCUUCUUGAUAACAUAAAGUUUAUACAUUAAGUUCCCCUUUAAUAACACCAUUGUGGUACACAAAAUAAAUCCUCCUUAUAAUUUUUAAUUACUAAUCAAUGCAUUUCAAAUACAUAUAUUUGUACUAAAAAUAUAUUUCCACAAAAAGGACAUGUACAUUAAGCCUAAAUGAGAUAUGUUCACAGAAACAGCUGAACUUAUCGCCAUCUGCCCAUAACCCACCAGUUUUGUAAUCAAUCAAUAUAUAUGAUACACCUACAUUGAAACAGUUGCAUGCUUCCUCAUGCCCAGCAGCAAAAAUUCUACAUACUACAUACAGACUUCUUUGGUUCUACAUGUAGAUCUAGCCUUAAUAUUCCCUUCCACACUUUAAGGUACUGUACACAAACACACUUCCAUAGAGCUUUUUUUAUAUUUAAGGAUUACAAAAAAGGAAACGAUUUUUACAAUUGCAAUGUACACACUUAGGCGUGCUAUUCAGAAAAAUUUGUAUUUAAUUAAAUGAGGUGAAGAUCUUUUCAGACAUGAAAAGUGCCUAGUAGUUCCAUAUACAUAGUUAGUAAUACCAGUAAUCGAUACAUUUUUAUCCCCCCCUCCCCCAAUCAAUGGUAAAAUCAGUUUUAAAAAAUGUCAAUAUAUAUAUAUAUAGUGUUCCUGGCUACAAGCACCACAAAUAAAUUAUGAGAUGUAAUAAUUGGAUUUAACAUGAAUACACACACUGUAUGUAAUGGCUAAAAUGACUUGUUAAAAAAAUGCUUCUAAAAUAGAGCUAUGUCUCUGAUUUAGGUGAAGUGUGUAGAAUCAAGUUGCCAGGCAUAACAUAAUCUCCUAUCAUGAACUGGUUACUGACAGGAAAAUGAUUGGUUGAACCAGUUAUAACAUUCUGAAAUGACAAAUGAUAAUGUAGAUUAAUAGGAUGCAUGCAUUUCUUGAAAUUAUUAAUGAAAUUAAAAAAAUAUUUCCAAAACUGUU